AUGGAGCAGCACGCGGUGGUUUUUGGGUGUUCAGGUAUCAAUGGUUGGGCUUUAGUGAAUCAACUGCUCUCGGGCUAUCCCUCGCCAGACAGUUUUUCGAGGAUCACGGCUGUUGCAAAUCGACCAUUUACUUCUGACGAAGCUAAGUGGCCACGCGAUGAUCGCCUGCAGAUCGUCUCAGGGAUCGAUCUCCUAGGCGGCGAUGAUUCUUCUUUGCAGAAAACCCUGGCUCAAAAAGUCCCUUCUGUGGAGACAGUCAGCCAUGUAUAUUACGCUGCGUAUCGAGCGAGUGACGAUGCCGCCGAAGAAUGCCGGCUCAACAAGGAGAUGCUACGAGCUGCGGUUCAGUCGCUGGAGGCUCUCUCCUCCAAAUUAAGCUUCGUGACCUUGAUCACAGGGACGAAGGCAUAUGGUGUUUACCUCCUCGAUAAGUUCCCUUUCCGAGGACAGGUGCCUCUGAAAGAAGAUCUCCCACGAGUUCCGGCAGAGUAUGCCAAAGACCUGUUUUAUUAUCAUGAGGUAGACCUUCUUCAUGAGCUGUCUGCUGGUAAGGCGUGGUCAUGGUGUGAAGUUCGUCCGGAUGUAAUUGUCGGAGUCGCUCCUUUUGGCAAUGCUAACUGCAUGGCUCAAACAAUGGGUAUUUAUCUUGGACUCUACCGAGCACUUGAAGGAGCUGGAGCUCGUGUCCCGUUUCCAGGAAACGAUAAAACGUGGCGCCUUCUAUCUACGGACUCUAACCAGGAUAUCAUUGCGCGCUUUUGCAUAUUCUCUUCCCUGCAGCCUCGUGAAAAGGUUCAUUCUCGUGCCUUCAACAUCGCUGACAGUGCCACCCCCGUCUCAUGGUCGCAGCGCUGGCCUAUUCUGGCGGCAUACUUUGGUUUAGAGGGCACGGGGCCUGAUGAUACAAGCUUGCACCCCACUAAGUAUAUUGAUCAACAUUGGGAUGAGUUCCAGGCUCUUUGUCGUCAAAAUGGCCUUCGUGAAGACAUCAUUUACAAGAGCAUGCACAACACUGGAUCCCGGAUGGGAAGUCUACGCCUGAUGGAUUUUGAUCGGCCUUUCGAUCUUGGCAGGGCGAGAUCUAUCGGGUUUGAAGAGGAAAUAUCCACUGAGAAAUCAUGGUAUACCGCUUUCGACCGAGUGCGGGAUGCGAAGAUCAUGCUAUAG
Molecule: messenger RNA, 1167 nt
Organism: Penicillium macrosclerotiorum
Lineage: Eukaryota; Fungi; Ascomycota; Eurotiomycetes; Eurotiales; Aspergillaceae
Product: SDR family oxidoreductase
Exons: 4
Coding region: 1-1167 (388 amino acids)
Source: RefSeq, a predicted model, not a curated record